This is a messenger RNA of Rhizophagus irregularis DAOM 181602=DAOM 197198, 602 nucleotides long. RefSeq lists its product as uncharacterized. Lineage: Eukaryota; Fungi; Glomeromycota; Glomeromycetes; Glomerales; Glomeraceae. The record is from RefSeq and is a predicted model, not a curated record. Gene Ontology annotation, molecular function: calcium ion binding.
AAAAGUCCUCAGAGUAUUAAUGAAAAAGAAUUUUCUGAUCAAGAUUCUUCUGAUGAUCAAGAUGAUUAUUUUUCACGAAAGAUAUCAAAUUAUUCUUCUCAAUCUUCUUCAUCUUCUGUUUCUACUAAUUAUGGUGUUAAUGAAUUUGCUUUGACUCCAUUAACGAACGAUGAAGGAUGUGAGAUUAUUAAAGAAGAAAUUAAUCAUACCGAUGUCGGAAAAGAAAAAGAAAAAUCUAAAGAAAAAAAUAUAAAAAGAAGAAAAUCAACCAUGAAAUCAAUUACCAGUCAAAAAUCAGAUAAAAGUUUUAAAUCUAAUAAAUCCAUAAGUAAAUUAUCCUUAAAAUUAAGUAAAAAUAAGUCAUCAUCAUCUUCUUCAACGGUGGCUGAUACAGUUGGAACUAUAAACUUUGAGGAAUUUAUAAGUUCUUUGGAUAUUAGUGAAGAUGUUGAAGGUAGAUUACAAUGGCUAUUUAGAUUUUAUGAUAAUGAUGGGGAUGGAUUUAUUACACGUAGUGAAAUGCUUCAAAUUAUGCAUACAUUGUAUAGUUAAAAAAAAAAAAAAAGAACGUUCUCAUAACAAGUUUUAUUAAUUAAUAUAGA